This is a messenger RNA of Symbiodinium sp. CCMP2592, 483 nucleotides long. NCBI's taxonomy places the organism in Eukaryota, Dinophyceae, Suessiales, Symbiodiniaceae. The record is from the annotation of a GenBank genome assembly.
AUGAAAGCUGGCCUGUCAGUUGCCUUAUUCUUUUGGGCACAAAGGACGCCUUUCCAGUCUUUUCUUGCGGUCCGUCCUGGCUCCUGGUGCGUUCGCGAGUCACGUUUCGCGGGGCCAAGCAAAAUGAACAGACGGACUCGGACUUCCGCAUGCUUGCCACGUUCCGGAGAUGUUCGAGUUUCCAACAGUUGUGUAGUGAGGAAGAGUGUAUUCAGCGGACAUGCGCAGCGCGGUUUGCCAGCAGAUGUCGGACCAGUUGCAGUCCCAGCAGGAAGUUUUCAUACUUGUGCAGGGCGAUCAGAUGGUCAGCUCGUUUGCUUUUUGGGCGGAACGGUGAUGGGCAGUGGGACGUGGGACCAGUUUCAGCAGUCUCAGGCGGUUAUCAUACUUGUGCAGUGCGAUCAGAUGGUCAGCUCGUCUGCUUUGGACUCAACUAUGGUGGGCCGUGUGACGUCCCAGCGGACUUGGGACCAGUUUUGGUGA